Molecule: messenger RNA, 2104 nt
Organism: Toxotes jaculatrix (banded archerfish)
Lineage: Eukaryota; Metazoa; Chordata; Actinopteri; Toxotidae
Gene: gdf9
Product: growth differentiation factor 9
Exons: 2
Coding region: 26-1342 (438 amino acids)
Biological process (GO): SMAD protein signal transduction; BMP signaling pathway
Cellular component (GO): extracellular region
Molecular function (GO): cytokine activity; growth factor activity
Source: RefSeq, a predicted model, not a curated record
GUUUUCACUGGUUUCGUUGUUUAUAAUGGAAAAACAAAUGCUGAUGUCAGCUGUCCUUCGUUAUUUUCGCGCUGUCGUCUUGCUGCUGCUGGUCACCUAUGGCUGCCCGCUGGUUAGAUCUUCUCUGGCUGCCUCCAAUGCGCUGCACAACCUGGGCGACUUCACUUACCCGUACGGCAGCAUCUUCUCCCCGCUGCUCAAAGCCCUGUCAGAGCACGGAGGGCCGAGGUGGAACCCCGGCCUGAAGAAAAAGGUGAAACCCGAGCAGAGGUACAUGAAAUAUCUGACCGAGGUUUACAAGAAGUCGUCCAGGGUGCAGAGGAGUUUGGACGGGAGUAAAAUCUACAACACAGUCCGACUGAUCAAGCCACAAGAUGAAUGUCUUGCACAAAGUAAUAAAGAAAUCUUUAUGCAGGAUCUUUCCUACAGUCUUGAUCAAGUGAGAAGAAAAGAACAGCUUCUAAAGUCGGCUCUGCUGUACAAUUAUGACCAUGACCUUGCAGCACCCAUGAACUCUGUGUGCUACCUGAGUGUCAAGGACGAGGAGCAGUCAAACCAGUGUCCGCUGUGUCCUGUAGUCCACCACGCUGUGAACUUCACAGCCGACGCUGAUGGGAGGAGCAGGAGGAAUUGGGUGGAGGUUGACGUCACCUCAUUUGUCCAGCCUAUAUUAAAGAUACAGAAGAAAAAUAUACACCUGUUCGUCAAUGUCACCUGCCCAGAGGAACAAAGAGCCAGGGGCGCUGGGCAUAAAGGCCCACCGGAGCUCACCCUGAGGCCCCCUCCUCUGCUUCUUUAUCUCAAUGACACCAGCAAAAUCCCCCACCAGAGGUUACUGGUCAAUACCAAACCAGGUGAAAGGCCAAGCAAUGCAGCUAACUCAUUUCACAAGGAGAUGGUGCUCAAACCAGAAAAGAGGUUUGGGCGCAAGAGGAGAUGGAAGAGGGAAUCUCCAAAGAGCAAACGAGGUGAUAAAAGCCUGGACAUCCACCUGCCUGAGCUUCUGCCGAGCUCUGAAUUCCCGACAAGCGAUUGUGCCUUGUAUGAUUUUAGGGUGCGAUUCAGCCAGCUCAAACUGGAUCACUGGAUUGUUUUUCCUCCAAAGUAUAACCCCAGGUACUGCAGAGGCAUCUGCCCGAGGACCAUGGGCUUCAUCUACGGUUCACCUGUCCACACCAUGGUGCAGAACAUCAUCUACGAGAAGCUUGACUCCUCUGUGCCCAGACCCUCGUGUAUUCCCUCCCACUACAGCCCACUGAGUGUCAUGAUCUUCGAAGAGGAUGGAUCCUAUGUCUACAAGGAGUUUGAAGACAUGGUUGCCACCAGGUGUACAUGUCGCUAAGCCAGCUAUCAACAUAUGUCUGUGUUUUUUCCCCUCUUUUUGCAGGCUGGAUAGAACAUCAACACAGUGCCCUUCAACAAUCACCACCGGUGGACUCUACCUCCAAGUGUCUCCUCAUUAUCCAAGUAUCAAAUAUUCUGGCCAGGCUCAGUGAUUUCAUGAAUUUAUAAAAUCGUUGUGCAUGAUCUGGAGCAGGUGUGUUUACUUAAACAAAAAGUAUUUUAUCCUAAUGAAAAAUGUGGAAGCGUGACAUUUAUUUCCUUUUUGUUAAGGCGUGAGAAGAGAGGGUGCAAAUGCAUCCUGUUGUUCAACUUACCGUCUGGUACUGAGUCUGACACACUUGAAGAAGAAAAGGUGUGACGUAUGAUUUGUAUGAUUUUUUUAAGUUAAUUUUUUUGUUAACUUAUUUUGGGUGGGUGGUCUGUCAUUAUUCUUUAAUUUAACACAAUUGCCAAGUUUUAAGUAGCCCUGUUGUGGACAAAAGAUGAAAAAGCAGUCACAAACCCUUCUCAAACCUUUUACAUAUCGUUUUAUUCAUGGGGAUAACAGACAGCUGUCUGAACGGGCACCUGUCUUCAUAAUGUCCAGAAUGAAAGUUGUCAAGGUUUCAGUGUAUAUUUAUUACUUCUGGUCACUGAGUGACUGCAUACAUAAUGAACUGACUGCAUGUUUCUGACUUUGUACUGGUUGAAUGUGACUAAAUGCAUGUCAUGUCUAUUUAUGCAAAUUGAAUGAAUUCACUGUGUGUCUGUGCUCAGCUCA